UGAAUCAGGAGCAGACAAAAAAUGCUGUUUGAAAAACCUUGUUGGUGUGACACACAACUAAUUACGGCAAGCCACGACCUCCCUGCUCAACUCCACUUUGAUGCAUCCACCUGUAGACAAAUACAAGGUUGUGGGGGGCUGUAAGCUAGGGGGAAAGUGCGUUACUCCAUGGCAACAGUCCCCCUCACAACACAAGAGUUUAUUACUAUUUGUACAUGUUAAAGGUUCAGAUUGGAAUUUUCUUCUGGCAUCUCUGGAGUCAGGAUUAAUAACGGAAGGCAACGAAACUUGAACAAGAGUCAUAAAUAAAAAUGAGAAAAAAGAGUUUAAGAAAGGAGAACUUUUUUAUUAUUGCGCAUUGUAGUAUUGUCAUGUCAUACUUUGUGACAUAUUGUAAUUGUGAAUUGUUAUCAUUCACAUUACACUUAGUGUCCCAGCUGUUUAAAAACACUUUUGGUAUGUUCUAAUAAAUAGUUUAAAUAGCUGAAUAAAUAAAUUGUGUGGCAGGAGGGAUUAUGCAUGCCUCAGUCUUCCCUCUCUUAGUAUCAGAGGUGAAUUUUUUGACCCCAAAAAGGACAAAAAAACGUAGAAAAUGAUGUAUGAAUGGAUGGGAAGACUUUGAAAAUGUAUCAAAAGGUGAUCAGAGUGGGACUUUUGAAACAAAAUUCCACUGUGUUGCAGACCGUGAAAGGAGGGUAUUCAGAAACGAGGAUCGAGAAGAGAAUCAUAAUCACGGGAGAUGAUGAUGUGGAUCAGGAGCAGGCUCUGGCUAUAGCAAUCCAGGAAGCCAAGCAGCAGCAUCCAGACAUGCAGGUGACCAAGGCUGUCGUCGUCAGGGAAACCGAAUCAUCCGUUGGGGAUCGACAUGGGGCCUCAUAGGUACAUCCUUACCCCAAAUGAUGCUCUAUUAUAUAGUGUCGUCUAAAUUCCUUUGAGCUCCAGUCAUGGUGAUUUACGUCUUCCCUCUCUGCAGUCACAGUAUGCUCUGACAAGAGUGCCCCCCUUUGGACCAGAUGUGUCAGUACCUGACUUUUAACUGCAACCUUCUGUCCUGACCAAUGAGUGUCCGCAGUGUCUUGAUGGAGCCUCUUGUUCCUGGUUUAAAGAAAAAAAAAAAAGGACUCCUUUAUUUUCUUCUCCUGUUU
Oryzias melastigma (Indian medaka) is the source of this 1145-nucleotide messenger RNA. Its product is annotated as band 4.1-like protein 1. Gene Ontology annotation, cellular component: plasma membrane; cytoskeleton. The coding region runs from base 604 to 879 and encodes 91 amino acids. Lineage: Eukaryota; Metazoa; Chordata; Actinopteri; Beloniformes; Adrianichthyidae. Gene Ontology annotation, molecular function: structural molecule activity; actin binding. The record is from RefSeq and is a predicted model, not a curated record. The transcript is spliced from 2 exons.